AUGAGAGUCUUUUCCAAAAUAUUCAAGAGUGUGAGGAGAGGAAACGAUGAAGACGAUACCAUCAUUCCGUAUGUCAACAACAACAACAACAACAACAACAACAACACGAACAAUACUUCAUCAUCAACGAAUAAUAAUUCUUCUUCUUCCAAAAAAAAGAAAAUCACUUCGGCAAUCACCGCCCAUACGUCGUCGUCGUCGUCGUCGUCGUCGAAAUCUACAACAAAUACGUCGUCGAGCUCCUCCUCUAACAAUUUGAUUCUCAACAAUAUUUAUGGUGGUCAGAGUGGUAGUGGUGGUGAUUUGAAUGGACACAAUGACGAUGAUGAUACAAAAAGUGUGGAUUCUUCUUCAAACUCUAAUAGUAUUGAUUAUUCAAAAUUAAAUAUUGAAGAUGUAUUUGAUUUUGAAGGAAUUGAUAGUAUGUGUAGAGAAGCAGAAGAUUUAAAUCUUAUUGAAUUUCUCACACAAGAAAAGAUCAUUCAAAAAUUAAUAGAAUAUGUCACAUGUACUCACACUGAAAUACCAUCCUAUUUGGAAUAUAAAUUAUCUGAAGCAACCUCUUGUUCGAAUCUUCAACAAGAGACAUUCGGUGGUGACACCCCAGAGGACGAACUUGGAACUCGUGACGACAACAACACUCAUGGAUCGAUGCGACGAUUACGCUCUCCAACAGGUGACGACGACGAAGAUGACGAAGAUGACAACAACCACGAAAAUGUUCAUUCUGGUGGUGCUUCUAGGAGUGAAUCAGAAUUAAAAAUCUAUCAACAAGAAAAACAACACUAUUUGAGGAGUAGUUCUUCACAACAAGAACAACAACAACCAACUCGAUCCUCUAUUGAGGAAGGAGAUUCAAUUCAAUCAUCAUCAAAUAACGGCACCUCCACUACGACUUCAAAUAAUCUUCCAUUUAGUGAUAAGAGAGAAUAUCUUUUACAGAAAUUGAAUUACAAAUAUCCAUUUGUGGCAACUGAGAUUUUAAUAUCCACCAUUGGACAAUUUCACAUUUUACCACUCAUCAUGUUACCUUAUUCCUAUCAAACAGAUCAAGGUGAUGGUGCUAUUAAUGGACAACAUUCUUUUACACCACGUAAAGCUUCAAGUCAUUCCAUACUUGGAAAUUCCAUCAUUGAAAAUGGUCAUAACAACACGUCUUCUUCUACUACUACUAAUACUACUACUAUUACUAAUACUACUAAUACUAGUAGUAGUAAUAAUAAUAAUAUCAACAUUAGCACUAACUCUACCAAUCAUGUGCCUUCUCGUGUGGAUUACAAUGAAGACGCACAACAACAAUUCAAUAAUGGUGUGACAAAUCUUUCCACACCAUCAUCAGUACCUUCUACACAUUUACAAGUCACAAACAAGGACAUGGAUCCAUGCCUCUCCAUUUCAUCAUCAUCUUCUUCCUUCUAUAAUAAUCAUCAUCGAAAUAUGACAUCCUUGAAUUCUCGAGUGGCAUUAUUGAACAGUGAACUCAUUCGAAGAAAAUUAUUUUCAUUUAUUUAUCGAGAGAAACCAUUGAAUGCAUUUCAAGUGAAAUGUUUUGUACGAGUGAUUAUUGCCAUGAUGAAAAUUCCACAUUUGACUCAUUUAGUAAUGGAUUAUAUUUAUGCACCACAUGAUAUUCAAGAAUUUACAAGUAUUUUGAAUGAAAAAGAAGAAGAAGAGACGACUCGAUCAAUAAGGAAUAAUUUCAAUUCCAAUAAUUUCAAUUCCAAUAAUUCCAAUUCCAACAAUAAUUUCAAUAAUUUCAAUAAUUCCAAUUCCAACAAUUCCAACAAUUCCAACACCACCACCUCCACUCACAUCAUUUUACAAAUGUUAAAACACAUUGAUUCAAGUGAUGAAAUUAGUGAAUUACUUCUCAUGUGUCUUCUCUAUGAAGAUGAAGACAAUGAUCCCACACAAACUCUCCUUCAAACACCACCCUCUGGAAAUCUCAUUCAAGAUUCAUUUUUGAAUAUUUUGAAUCAACACGAUGAAGUGGCAAUGACUAAGAAUUUACAAGUUCUCAAAUUGAAACAAGAAAUUAUUCAACAAUUGUGUUCGUUGCAGUGUGAACAAAAUUUCUCUCGAAGUGUUUCUUUUAUUCUCACCACCAUUAUUCAAUAUCGAAAACCAAUGACAAGAAAACCACCUGCCAUUGUACAAUAUAUACUCAAUCGAAAACAAAUGGAAUUAAUGAUUGACAAUACUCUAAAGAUUACUUCCAAUUCACCUAGUUUUGUGGAUAAUAUGAAUUUUAUUAUGAAUUUAUUAUUUUAUAUUGCAACGAAUAGUCAGAGAUUAUUUUCAUCACAACCACCAUUACAAUCAUCAUUAUCACAAUCAUCAUGGACAAAUUCACAACAGACAUCCAUCACAACUUUCUUGAAUGGUACUAGUAGUAGUACUAGUAGUAAUAUUCAUCAUAAUAAUACCAAUAAUACUAAUAAUACUAAUACUAAUACUACUAAUACCAAUACUAAUACUAAUAACAAUUCCAAUAACAAUAGUAAUACUCAACAACAAACAACACAUCAUUCAUUGAAUACUGCUAAUAUGAUUUUGGAUGAGAGCGGAAUAGAUUGGAGACUUGUGUUGGUAUUAGUCGUUGAGAGAAUUUCAACUUUUGUUUCUUUACUGAAAGAUGAUCGAGCAAGAGAUAUUUUGAAAAAAGAUCCAACCAUCAUUUAUGUGGAACAAUAUCAUCCCAUGCAUGCUUUAUUGAUCGAUCGAAAGAAGAAUCGAAAGAUUAAUAGUAGUAACAGUGGUGGUAGUAACAGUAGCAAUAGUAGUAGUAACAAUAAUAAUAGUAAUCCUAUUGGUGGUGGUGGUGGUAAUAAUAGUAGUAGUAGUAACAAUAGUAACAGUGGAUCAUUGGGUGGUGGUGAUGGUGAAGAGACUCAAGAGUCUGGAUCCAAAUCGAUCGAAGAUCUCUCAUUUCCUCCACUUGGAAUUUAUCGAUUGAAAAUUAUUGAACUCUUUGUCAUGCUCUUCAAACAGUUAGAAGUUCUAAGUUCCAUUUAUGAUGGAUUUUUGAAACAACAUAUUUCAACAGUUUCUUCAUCGCCACCACUCGUACCACCACCACUCUCCUCUUCAUCAGAAACAUCUCCUUCAAAUCAUUGCACCAAAUCUCUUUCACAAAUCAUUCUCGAAUCCGAUGUUUUAGAAGAAUUAAUUCGAUUAGUAUUUCAAUAUCAAAGUAGUUUAUUACAUCACAUGAUUGUUCGAUUAUUAUUGGAUAUCAUUGAAGGAUUAGUAGAUCCAUUUGUGGAUGCACUUUUCACAAAAUACAAACUUGCUGAUAAAUUAUUACAAGUUCAUGAAAUGAAUCAGAGAUUACAAAAGGAACAAAGAACGAGUUUGGCAAUAUCAGGAUUUUUGACUGUGAUGGGACAAGUGAUUGGAGACAAACAACUCUCUGUUCUUGCUAACAAUGCCAAAUGGUUAAAUUUCCAACAAUAUGCCUCUGAUCGAACAUUUAUUGAAAGAAUUUAUCGAGUAGGAUCACAAGAAGUGCAGAGUUUACCAGCUGGAGAAGAAAAAAGAUUACAAGAAUUGAGAUUGAAUUGGAGAGAACGAAAUAUUUAG
Messenger RNA from Naegleria fowleri, 3582 nucleotides. RefSeq lists its product as uncharacterized. The record is from RefSeq and is a predicted model, not a curated record. Lineage: Eukaryota; Heterolobosea; Eutetramitea; Acrasida; Naegleriidae. The coding region runs from base 1 to 3582 and encodes 1193 amino acids. The transcript is spliced from 3 exons.